Molecule: messenger RNA, 579 nt
Organism: Fimicolochytrium jonesii
Lineage: Eukaryota; Fungi; Chytridiomycota; Chytridiomycetes; Spizellomycetales; Powellomycetaceae
Product: dl-methylmalonyl-CoA racemase
Exons: 5
Coding region: 1-579 (192 amino acids)
Biological process (GO): L-methylmalonyl-CoA metabolic process
Cellular component (GO): mitochondrion
Molecular function (GO): methylmalonyl-CoA epimerase activity
Source: RefSeq, a predicted model, not a curated record
AUGUCCACCCUCCGCAUCCUCGCCCUGGCUGCCCGUCAACCCUCCCGUCUCCCCCCACCAUCCCGCCUAAUCCCCGUCCAAUCCCGCCACCUCGAAACCCGCCGCACCUUCUCCGCAUCGCCCUCGGCAAAGUUCCCGAUCGGCGUGGACCCUAAAACGACCGGCGGAGUGCCUUGGAGUAUUGGGGAGUUGAAUCAUGUUGCUAUUGCGGUGCCGGACAUCGACAAAGCAACGAGUUUCUACCGUGAUGUUUUGAAAGCCAAAGUGUCGGAGAAAGUGGCACUCCCCGACCACGGAGUCUACACCGUCUUCAUCAACCUCGGAAACACCAAAAUCGAGCUCCUCCACCCCUACGGCCCAAAAUCACCAAUAGCAAACUUCCUGGCCAAGAAGCCGGACGGCGGAAUACACCACAUUUGCGUGGAAGUCGAUGACAUCAAAGCGGCGAUGGCUGAUCUGAAGGCAAAAAAGAUCAGGGCGCUGGAUCCGGAGCCGAAGAUUGGCGCGCAUGGGAAGCCGGUUGUGUUUUUGCAUCCUAAGGAUUGUGGUGGUGUCCUUGUCGAGCUAGAACAGAAGUAG